Molecule: messenger RNA, 12537 nt
Organism: Bombus terrestris (buff-tailed bumblebee)
Lineage: Eukaryota; Metazoa; Arthropoda; Insecta; Hymenoptera; Apidae
Product: phospholipid phosphatase 1
Exons: 7
Coding region: 661-1590 (309 amino acids)
Biological process (GO): signal transduction; phospholipid metabolic process; phospholipid dephosphorylation
Molecular function (GO): phosphatidate phosphatase activity
Source: RefSeq, a predicted model, not a curated record
GAAGACGAGGUACGCCAGUUGUGUUUCGACGCUGCUUCGAGUUGAAUCAGUUACUGUUCCAUAUUUUCUGUAAAAUGUGUCGUUAGUUCUGAUACGAAGACGUUUACUUUUUUAAAUAAAUUUCUUAUCGGAUUAUCGUUAUUCUUCGAUACAUAUAAAAUAGCGAGUUGUUUAAUGUUCAAUUUAAUUCUUCUCAAAGUAAAGAGUGCUAUUGGAUGUAGUUUUUGGUACUUUAAAGUUUCUUAUGAUUCCAGUGCUUACUUUCAAUGUUAAAAUAUAGUCAAUGAAUGUAAAAUAAGACGUUGAAAAGUGUCUCUAGUCUUUACAGAUUGUCGUCGAAGCUUGGUUGUCUCAAAAUUGAACAAUGACGAAACAAUCUGUCUUUUCUUCUUCUUCAAUUUAUGAUGGCAGACUUUUACCUCAUAAUUUAUGAAACCAAUUAUUAUUGAGUAUCUAGUCGAUACUCAAAGUAUAAAGAUCAGAAUCUAUAUGGAUGUUCGAAUAUUUUCGUGUCCCACUAAAGGUGUUUCGUAGAAGUAGAAUGUCAUCUUAAUAAUAAAGAGAUCAACGGAGCAGUUGACUCAUUGCAGUACGGCGACGUUAGAGGAAAUCCUGGAUAAUUCGGACGGAGUAACGACACGAACUGUCUCCGAGAAGAUCAUGAGUAUCUGUAAAAAUACUAUACGUUGGGUGCUCUUUCUGGAUAUAUUACUUGCUUUAUCAGUCAUUGUAUUUCUAGCAGUAUUGGAAUUUGGGACAGUUCCGCAACAACAUAUCGGCUUUUACUGUAAUGAUCCAAAAAUUUCAUUCAAGUUCAUGGGAGAUACGAUUUCUAUUACAUUUUUGAUUAUUGGAUGUCUGUUAAUGCCGAUCGUCGUGAUGUGGCUGUCUGAAUUCGUAUGCUACUCUGCAGAUAGCUAUGAUACAGAAUUAGGAUGCGCGGGUUCAAGAGCAAAACAAAUAUGGUUGUGGUAUGGUCACUAUUCGAUCGGAAUAAUUGCCUUAACGUUUAUAUGUGAUGUUAUGAAAACUCUGGUGGGCGAACCAAGACCACACUUUUUGGAUACGUGUAAACCACGAGAGGCAGAAAAUUGCACCAAUGAAUAUGUGGAAAAAUAUACGUGUACAAAUACAGAACAUUCAGAAUGGUUUGUCUCGGAUUCUAGCAAAUCAUUUCCAUCUGGCCAUUCUGCCCUCUCUAUGUUUACAACUACUUUUAUUGUGUGGUACUUACAACGCCGUUUACCAGAUCGGACGUUUUUCCUAAAACCGUGGUUACAAUGUAUAAUAUUUUUGUGGACUGUGAUAUGCUCAUUAACAAGGAUCGGUGACAAUAGACAUCAUUGGUGGGAUGUACUUGCAGGCAUCAUUUUGGGUUUCGCUUUUAGCAUGUUAACUGUUAUAGUGCCAUGCCGUAAGUUUCAUUUAAAUCAAAACGUCUCGCAAAUAUAUAGUGAGCCUGUAGAAAGUGAACAAAUUAAUUUCAACAAGAGAAAACAAAACACCAAGAAACUUUUACAUGAAACAAUAAUUGAUCCUUCGGAAAGUCGUGAAUUAAAGAACAUUAAAUCAUCAACCUGGAGGGAAUAAAAAUAUUUGAUAAGAGAAGAUUUAGAGAGGAAUUAUAAAUGUUUUAUUGUAUAAAUGUUCAAAAUUUCUAGUAGAAUUUUACGCCUUAUACAAAAUGUUUGAUAUGACAUGCCUAUUAUAUUUAAAAAAUUUAGUUCUUCAUAUAAUUGAUAAUAUAUUCAUAAAAUAUUCAAGAAGAAAGGGUUAUAUUUUGUAGUUUAUAUUGACAAAUAUUUUAUUGUAAGUAUUUAACCAAUGUAUAUAAUUACUAUAAUUUGGUAGUGAUAUUAUAUUUACGAUCUGCGUUUAUCAAAAUAAUUUUUAAAAAGCUAGACCGUAACGUCAAAUGUUUGUUAAUUGAACUGUAUUAAUCGGACAUAUCUAAUUGUACAUGUGUGAUUUUAGUUAAUUAUUCAUCAUGUUCAUAUUUAUAAUAUUAGACGGUAAAACAUGAUAAUGAAUUCUGUUUACUUGUUUAGAGACGGAAAAUAUCUUGUUUGAAAGUAGGAAACUUCUUUUCCACUGUUUGACGAUACUAUUACACAUUAAUAAUUAUGUCAAAUAGAAUAGCAGAGCUGGAAACAUGAUUAACGGAAUGGAUAACGUGUAAGGGAAGGGCAAGAGAAGUACAUAGGUACAUACUUACAUAGUGCUUUCUAUCGCUCACACGCAUCCUAUAUGGUUUUAUUUGUAUUUGGGAUAUUUUCGGUCAAUACGCUUGCUUAUCUUUAUAACUGUGUCGGGUCUAUCAGAAAUAAUCAAUUAGACCCACAUUCUUUUAUCUAGCCAUCUUUCGGCUCUGUAUUGUACACCUCACUGAUUUUGAUAGUCUUGAAAUAUGUUGUCAUGGUUAACGUCCUAAUUGUAAGUACAUAUAUGUAUAACUGUUUCUUAUACCGUAUAUAACCGUCGGUCAACUUUUGUAGUUUCCGAGUUAUGUGUAAAAAACUGCAGCUAAAUUUAAGCUAAGAUUAUAUUACAUUCUGGCGCUAUACUUUUUAUAUAAGCCAAUCUACACUUAAUUCAUUGAUGAUAAUAAUUUUGAAUACAAAUAAAAAAAAUUCAAAGGUUACAUUAAAUUGAUAUCCAGUCACCACUAACAAUAAGGUGAAAUAAUAUCUGAUGAAUUGUAUAUGAAAUGCUACAUUUUAUUCUAAUCUUUAGUUAGUUAAAACUGUAAUAAUUAUAGCCGUUAUUAUUGAAAAAUUAUUUACAAAAUACAACAUUUGUAAAUUAAUUUAUUGCGUAACAUACUAUCAAAUAUAUUGUUGUAUAUUUUGAGAAAUAAGACCGAUCGAUGGUUAUAUGUAUAGGAAAAUGCUACUAAGAAAUAACAUAUUUGAAGGUCAUCGAAAUUAACGAGAUAUGCUCUAUUUUAUAUAAUUACCAUAUGUUACAAAAAAUGUUCCCUUAUUUUAAAGCAACAGUGUUGAAAACAAACAAAAACUUCUUUUGUUAGCUUUCUCUACACUUAAAAUUAAUGUAAUAAAAAUAAGGAGAAUUAUUUUUUUUAACAUUUUUUUUAAUAUGAAAUAGAUCAAUAAUUCAUUUUUAAUUACACAUUUUAAAUUUAUAUAAUAUUUGUAUUAUUUCUAAGCAUAUUUAGAUGUAAUACACGUAUUUCAGAGUAUAAAUUGAACAAAUACAGAGUGCUGUGAGAAUAAUAAUGGGAUCAAGAAAGUAGAAUAAUGUAGAAUAAAAAUCUUACUAGUUUAUAGCCAAAGUUCUAUCCUUGAAAACAGAAACUGUAGAAAUAUUUGAAUAAAUAAUUUUACUAAUUAUUAAUAUAUCACAUGAAUAUUAGUACAUAUUAGUACAUGAAUAAAAAUUAUUAUACUUUUUGUUUAUAGAUCACAAUUUUAUAUAAAUAUAAUCUUUUCAAUUAUAUUAAUUAUUUUCAAUUUCUAUAGAAGUUGAAAAGAUAGAAAUUGAUUUGGAUUAAGUUUUAUUCUAACUAAUAAUUUUGGCUAUCAUAUUUUAUUUAUUAAACUUUGAUAGAAUAUUAUUUUUCUCACUUACUUUCUUAAUUUCUUGAUAUGCCGAAUAAAAUUUUUGGGGAUAACUUUUCCUCUUGCUCAUGGGUACAGUAAAUAUAUUCAAAUAAUAAGUUCCAAUAAUAACAUUCCAAGUUCUGUAUUUAUAUUUUUCUCUUGAUUAAGAUUAUUGAAAUAUAUUGCAUAUUGCAUUAAUAAUAUUAUAUUAGUAACAAUCAUAAUAGUAGUAAUCAUAGUGAUUUGCAAUAUGUCUUUACGACAAUCAGAAAAAUCAUGAUGCUCUGCUAGUUGAAAUUUGUAAUAUAUUAAAUUAAAAAGUAUGAAUAUAUGUAAUUUUAUACUAAUGUACAUGUAAUUGUGUAUACAUUGAAAAUUAUUUCUUAAAUUUAGACAGAAUAUAUGUUUCAUGAUGUAUAAUGCUCAAAAGUUCUGGUCAAUUCUAUCUUUUAUAAUAUUUAAAAAGGCAGAAAACAUUCUCAUGGUGGUAAAACAUAUCGUGCUAGGUAUAAAAUAAAUUCCAUUAAUGUUUAUGCUUAAUAUAUGUCUUUUGCAUUAAAUGAUUCAACUUUCAUGAAACUUGAAUGCUUAUAGUAAUCUAUCUGUGUAUUUUAUUUAAAAACAAAGACAUUUUUAUUAGGUAAAACGAAACCUGGCGAUAUUAACAAAAGUAACAUCUAGUAUAACAUUACAGUCGAACAAUAACAUGUAUUAGGUUAUGCGACAAAAUAGUCGCUUUAGUAACGUUAUAAAUUGAAUGUUUGAUUGAUGCGAUAUAAAAGAAAAAUGACGUCAUGUAGUCGUGUCGUCAAAUGCGCACACGUCCAUAUAAACAAAUACGUCUUUCCAUAAGUAACAAAUUGUCGGUAGUGCACGAGAGCUCUUAAACAAAAUUAUGAAUGAACAAAAUUUAUUUAGCGAUAAUGGAGAUGGAAGAAAAGUUUUAUAUUUAUUUCUGAUUUAUGUUGGUUUUGAUGUCGAAACAAUAUCCAGUUAGUGUGUUUCUUCUUUAAAGCCUCUUACUUAAAGCGAGAGAGUCAUCCUGUAUAAUGAAUAUAUGCACUCAAAAUAAUCUAAAUGAAAAAAAUUUUUUUUUCAUUAGUUUAUUAAAGCAGUAUUGACAUUUCGUUUUAAAUUAUCUAUCAUAUAAUAGUAGUAUUUUAAGUAUUUUACUUUAGCUCGUAUGUACACGUAGACACCAGUAGAAAUAGAAUUGACAUUAACAUAGAAAUUAUAAAAAAUAUAUAUGUAUUCUUUUCCUGAAGAUAUAAAUAAUAUUACUCACUACAUCUUAGCAGAUAGAUACAAAAACUAUAUUUUUAACUUACUUCAAUUAAUAUACUUAUGUUUUUGUUAAAGGAAAACAGUUUGCAAUUUUUUGCAAUUUUAUGUCUUUUUUCAUAAAAUGGCUUUAAUUCGUAACGAAAUAGACAAUGCAAAAUAGACUCGGACAGAUAGUAUAAUAACAUUCCUUAGGUUUAGAUAUCCUAAAAUUUAACAUAUAAAAUUUCAUAAACGCAGUUCCAUUGCUAUUCAAAAUCUUGUAACAGAGGUUUGAAUUAGUUGACUGUUCUUUUUUUCUUAUAUUUGUUACUUUAGCACUUGACUACUUAAUCAGACCCAAUCAUUUUUUAUCAGUCUGUUUGAUUCUAAGUGAAGAAUUUGUUUCAAAAAUAUUUAACGUUUAAUUUCGGCUUCUUUAGUUUUCACUAAUAGCCACAAUGCCAUAAAAUGCAUAAUUAAAUUUUUUGUCCAAGAUUGACCUUUUCUUUUUUCUUUUCAUUGUAUUAUUAUUUAUUUAUUAUUGCUUAGUCCGUGUCUUUCGGUUUUGAACGAGCUUUCGGUUUUACAUCUCGUUUACUUAUCUUACUUCUUAUAUAUCUACCUCCCCUCUUAUCCACUCUAUUAUAUUGCACUCCCUUAAUUAUUCUGUUUCUAAAACUAUGGCAACUUUUGGACUUUUGCCUCCUUGCUGUGCUUUCUUAUUGUCGUUCCUCCUCGUCUUGUAUUGCCCUUCUCUUCUCUAUUAUUGUUUUUAGUUCUGUUGGUCCUUCUCCAGUCUCGUUUAGUAUUUUUUCUGUGUCUUUUGGUCCUCCCGUUAUUUAGUAUUCUUCUAUUACAUGUCUCAGGUCUUCUUCUUUCCUUUUACAUAGCCUGCAUCUUUUUUCUCCCUCUUCUUUCCAGUAUUCUCAUGCUUUGAUCUCGUUUCCACAUCUGAAUCUUGCUAAUAUUUUUCUGUUCUUCCACUUCAUCCUCCCUUCUAAGUAUUUUGGCACUUUUCAUUGUAUUGGAAAAAUUAGAAUGGAAUUUUUUUAUUAUUAACGAUAUCUCAUUCACCAAAAAUAGAUUUGAAAUUUUAAUUAUGUUAUAGAAACGAACAUGCUACAAUGUAGCAUGAUGGAAAGGAAUGGGACGAUAAUAUUUUGAUUCAUUACACAUUUUAUUGAAAUAAUUAAUAAAAAAUAUCUGCUUAUAGAAAAUUUGGCUUAUCAAAUUUUCAAAACAGCCGGUGCAUUCUUAUUGUAGUAACUAAUUGAAACGAACUAGUUCGGGGACAGUAACUUUAACAAACAAUCACAAAUGAAAUGAAUGAAAAGUAAUUAAUGAUCCAGAGAAAGAGAUAGAUAGAUAGACAGAGAGAGAGAGAGAGAGAAAGAAAGGAGAAUAAGCCAGCAAAUUUUAUUGCAGAUUGUAAAAAAUUACUCAGCUUUUUUCACUCUAGAAGAUAAAUACUUUCCAAUGCAAAAUGAUCAGAAACAAUUGUGUUAAAGAAAUAUUCAAUUUUGCAGUUAAUAGUAUUUCAUUUGAAAAAAGGGAAAUAUUUCAUUUUAUUCGAGUGAAGCUUAAGUUACAAGAAAAGAAGCGGCUAAUUCAAAUUUCCUACAUAACUUGGAGUAUCAGUAGAGUUGUAUUUAUAGAUUUUUAACAUGCGGUUAUUCAAUUUUCGCUAUCUAUAGCCAAAGAGCACCUUAAGGCAUGUUAAGUUAUUAGAAGAAAGAUUUAAAUAAAACUAUUUAAUAUUAUUAUAUAAUAUUUUAAUUAUGUAAUAUUUUUGUAAACUGAAAUUUUGUAAUAAGUCGCUAUUCCAAUUUAUGAAAAUUCUAUGUCUUUAUUACAUUCCAAAAUCUUCAGUGAUAUAUCGUCAAUAUCCAUUAAUGUGUGUAUAUAUAUCUAACAAAUAUAUGUUUAUAAAUAUGAUCAGCAUUAAUGAUUCCGUCCAAUGAUAUUACAUUGUAAACUAUGAUUGAAGAAAAAUGAAAUUUGAUUAUGAUAAAAUAUUUAUUCUUCUUUACAGUUUAACAUAUGAAUAUUAUAAUAUUUAAUACCGUAAAAUACUUUCGACUUUCCUUGGGUUGUCAUGCAGCUAAAUUAAUAUUUUUCCAGCUUCAUAGCUAGAUAAUUAAAAAUUUAGUAUCGAAUUAAUAUCGUUAUAUAUCUUUUAGUUAUUAUCUGUUUAAGAUAUCUGUUGAUAUGUCAUUGAUCAUCAACUAAACGGAGCUUCUAAUCGAUUAGCUAAGAAUAACUGAUUAGAAAACAGACGAUUAGGCUUCAGCAGUAUCUUGUAUUUGUAUUUAUAUUGUUUAGGUAUAAUAUUUUUGUAAUUCAUUGUAUGAUAUUUGAUUCUAUGAAAGUAUCUCCACUUUGUCAUAUUCUAUUGGAAAAUAAUUGGAUGAUUUAAUAUUAUUUCCUCACUUCAUUAUAUACUCAUAUUUCGUCUUGAUAUUUUAGCAUACAGUUUUUUUUUUCGUAACAAUAAAUUUUUGAGUGUUAAAUUAAGAUUUUAAUGCAAUAUGAUACAGGGUGGUCCUCUUGCUAGAGGCUACGGUGAGAGAAGUUGCCGUUGAUCCAAAAAUAAGAGUGUGAAAAUAAGAAUGAUUUCAAAUGCAUUAUACAUACCCCCAACACAGGCUGUAUCGGCAUCCUUGAUGUUCAAACAAUGACCGAUCAACGGUUUCUUCUUUCAGGAGAAUUUGGAGGAAAAACAUUUUAAUCAGGUGAAAGUUUGUCAGAAUUUCUUUCUUAACAAUGGUCAGAUAUCUAAUCAACUUUGUAUUAAAUACAAUCGUUUACAUUUGUAUAAUAUUAUCCGUUUAUAUUUAAUUUGCUAUUAAUGUUUACACUAGCAAUGUAUAGAAAUUGUGAUAUAUUGGAAAGAAUUUGAUUGUAUGCAAAUGAUACUUAUUCCAAUAUAACAUCGCACCUUUUCUAUAUAAUAUUUAUAUUAUUCCAAUACUUUAUGUAAAAAACAAUAUUUGGUUUUGAAGAAGAAAAGUAUACAUACAUAUCUAAAUACAAACAUUCUGAUGUUAUUAAAAAAUGUUGUCUGUUCAUUCUUUCAUUAGAAAAUAUAUUUUUUUUCAAUAUGAACAACGAUACUGUUGUUUAUCGCACACAUUACUCUAUUGUAUUGUAUACGAUACAUAUAUGGAUAUGCAUGAGAGAAAAUAUAAAGCAUCAAUCAUAUUCUUCAUCAAUCUCUUAAUGUAACAAUUAUACAAAUCUGUAAAAUAUUCUUUUUAUAUAUUUUCACAUAUAAUAUCACGUGAUAUACAAUGUAAAAGAAAACAUUAAAAAAGGAUAUUACGCCAUUUUUUAUAAAUCGAUGUACUUCUAAAUAAAUAUUUAUUAGUAGAAAAUAAUGAAACAGCGAAGUUUGUUGUUAAAAAUAUUAAAAAGACGAAAAAAGAAAGUUUAUUAUUUUUCUUUGAAACUAAAUAACAAGUCUGUGUUGGUGAAAUUGUGAAUUACAGAAUCCUUUGUUAUGGAAUUUAGCACUGAAGUGCCAUUAAGAAUACUAAAUACUAUACAAAUUAUCAAUUAAUUGAACUUUUUUCUAAAGAUUAGUAAGUCAUGCUCACAUUUUAUGAAAAAGAUGAAAAGAAAUAAUAGUAAUAUUUACAUUUAAAGCUACUUAUAAUAUUUAUGAACAUGAAUAUAUGUAGCAUGCGAGUAUAAAAAUUCCAACAUAUGAUAACUGCUUAUUAAUGCGAAUGAUUACAAAAUAAUAUAAAAUUAUAAAACUGUGCAUUAGAAAAUAUUAAAAUACCAAGAGAUCAAGACGAAUUAUAUGAAAAGUAGAAUAUUUUUCUGAAUGGUUCUCGGUGUUUAAUAGACGUGAAAUUUGGUAGGUGUUAUAAAGUUUGUGAAAAGACUCAAACAAUAAAAUCUUCGGAAAAUCAUGCAUUCUGAAAAUACAGGAUCAUAUACAUAUAUUUACAUAUGUAUAAUAGAUGUUCGUUGCUAUUAGGUUGUGCUGGCGACAGUGAUAUAUGGAUAUAAUCCAGAUCAAUGCCAAUAACCCUCUUUAAAAGGAGCUAAUCAGUUUUUUCGCUUAUUGAGCGUUUUUGAGCCUAAUAUAUACGUACAUAUAUUCAUCCCUCAGUUACAUAAAAAUACAUGUAUGUAUAUCAUUCAUACUUGCAUUCUUAUAGGUACUAAUUAACGAACAUUGCUUCUAAUAACAGUAAAGAUCUAUCAUACAUAUAAUAUGUAGAAAUGAAUUCUUUCCGACAAUAAAACUUUUAUUUUACACAAAAAUUGGAAAAAUUUGUACAUCAAUUACACAUAAAGAUCUAUACCUUCCAAACGCAUGAUUUUUCGAAGCUAAGAUUUUAUAUGUCAAAUUUCUACUAUCUCAUUCGUGUUAUCAAUAUGGUAUCAACCAAGUUUCGUUUCGAUUGACCACUGGGAAUACUCGGCACAAUAGCUGAAAAAUGUUACAUGUAAUAUGUAUCGUUUAUUUCUCUAAGAAUGGAAUGAAAUUUGUAUAAAAUGAAAUACACACAAAAAUUGAAAUAAUUUAUGUAUCAUCUUUGCACAUUUUCAACAUUCAUGAGAAAAAAAAUAUAUUUGCGAAGUACAAAACAUUGUCAUAAUACUAUCUACAUUACUGUAUUGCAUUCAAGGUGUAUUUAUCGUAAAAUUAUGUUUCUUAAUUCAGCAAUUAAAAAUAUACGUUUAAUAGAUUUUAAAUUAUCAGAAGAUUAUCGUUGAAUUUUUUAACAAUUUUGCUUAAUCUUAACCACAUUUUAUUUGUCGUUUUAUACUAGCACUAGCAGAGUAUUUUGAUUAAAUAAUUUGUUUAAUAUUAAAAUGACACUCCUAUUUUCUAAUUUUAUUUUUUCGAGCAGGAAUCUGUAUAAAUUUUCCUGGUAAUUCUAAAUUUAUUAAUUAAUACGUCAUGCAACCUGUAUUUAGAAAAGAAAAAGUAUUAUUAUACACAAAAGCACAAGUUCUACAUAACGCAAGUUUUCGAGUAUACCAUAUUUAUUUCAAUCAUUUACUUUUUCCGUAAUUACACGUAUUUUUAGGCCUCUUAUGCAUUAAGAUAUCCGUGCAUAGGGCAUAUGCAUCUAAAGUUGAAUAUUAGUAACUUAUAAUAAUAGUUGUAUUAUAUUAAAUUAAUACUGUACUCGUACAAACACAGUUAACACAACUAUUGCAGUUAGUACAAAUAGAAAAAGAAUUAAUACGAAUUGAUAGAAAUAUAAAAAAAGACCAAUUUCCUUAAAUAAUAAUUUACGAUUAUAUGAUUUUUAUGUAUUAUUCCAACAUUCCAUUUGUGAUUCAGCUAUAAAAUUUAUGUAUUUAAUAUUGUUAUAAUAUGCGUUUAGAUGUUGAGUACAGAAUUUUUUAAACUUUAGAAUAAAAUAUAUAGUUAUUGUAAAAGCAAGCUUUUUCGAAGUGAACAAAUGUAUUAUGAAACUUAUAUGUAUAUGAAAAUAUGCAAUUUUUAAAUGUUCAUUAUUUUUCACUUGGGUCAAAGGAAAAAAGCAUGCUUAAAAAUAAGAAAGGAGAAUUGUUUUAUGAAUUCUUCGAGGUUUUACAAAAAAGAUACUGUUCAGAUGAACUUUGUAUUAAGUGAUAUUUCUUUAUAAUAUACAAUAUACAAGAAGAGUACAAAUUGUAAUAUAUCUAAUACCGUCAUAGUAAUGAUAUUGGCACAAAGUUUCCGCAUGAUUAAAAACGUGUUUGAGUAUUUUUAAUACUUCUAUGUAUUAUUGGUUGGCAACUGAUUGCGGAAUUUGUCAAUAGGUGGUCUUAGCUCAUUCUUUUGUUUUGUCAACGUGUUCAAAGCAUCUAACCUAUAUUGUUUCCUUGUUGUUUGGACUUCCACCUUUAAUUUAGUAUCGAUUAGUUAUUUACUUUCGUUUUUAUUCCAAUUUAAAAAUGGAAGAACAAAACGCGCAUUUCAGACAUAUUUCAUUGUAUUAUUUCCGAAAAGACAAGAACGCAUCGCAAGCGCACAAGAAGUUAUCUGCCGUAUAUGGGAAUGAGGCCUCGAAAGAAAGGCAGUGUCAAAAUUGGUUUGCCAAAUUUCGUUCUGGUAAUUUUUCACUGAAAAAUGCUCAACGAUCUGGCCGUCCAGUUGAAGAUGAUGAAACCCAUAUCAAGGCCACUAUCGAUUCAGAUCGUCAUAGCACAACGCGUGAGAUUGCAGAGAAGCUCAAUGCAUCGCAUACAUGCAUUCAAACAAAAAUUAAAACAGCUUGGAUAUGUCAAGAAACUCGAUUUAUGGGUCCCUCAUCAGCUUAAGGAAAUUCAUUUGACGCAACGCAUUAGCAUCUGCGAUUCGCUUCUGAAACGCAACGAAAUUGAUCCAUUUCUGAAACGACUGAUUACUGGCGACGAAAAGUAAAUAGUAUAAAACAACGUUAAUCGGAAAAGAUCGUGGGUAAUGCAAAAUGAACCAACAGACACCAAAAGCUGAGAUUCGCCCAAGCAAGAUUAUGCUUUCAUUUUGGUGGGAUUAUAAAGGAAUUCUGUACUUUGAACUUUUAGCAAGAAAACAAACGAUUCAUUCAAACGUGUACGUUCAAUAACUCACCAAACUGAAUGAUGCAGUUCAAUAAAAGCGACCAGACUUGGCAAAUGGUAAGGUUGUUCUUUUCCAGCAUGAUAAUGCAAAGCCCCAGACAUCUUUGGUCACUCGCCAAAAAUUAUUGGAACUAUGGUUGGGACGUAAAAGUACAGAAUUCCUUUAUAAUCCCACCAAAAUGAAAGCAAAAUCUUGUUUGGGCGAAUCUCAGCUUUUGGUGUCUGUUGGUUCAUUUUGCAUUACCCACGAUCUUUUCCGAUUAACGUUGUUUUAAACUAUUUACUUUUCGUCGCCAGUAAUCAGUCGUUUCAGAAAUGGAUUAAUUUCGUUGCGUUUCAGAAGCGAAUCGCAGAUGCUAAUGCGUUGCGUCAAAUGAAUUUCCUUAAGCUGAUGAGGAACCCAUAAAUCGAGUUUCUUGACAUAUCCAAGCUGUUCUAAUUUUUGUUUGAAUGCAUGUAUGCGAUGCAUUGAGCUUCUCUGCAAUCUCACGCGUUGUGAUAUGACAAGUUGAAUCGAUAGUGGCCUUGAUAUGGGUCUCAUUAUCUUCAACUGGACGGCCAGAUCAUUGAGCAUUUUUCAAUGAAAAAUCAACAGAACGAAAUUUGGCAAACCAAUUUUGACACUGCCUUUCUUUCGAGGCUUCAUUCCCAUAUACGGCACAUAACUUCUUGUGCGCUUACAAUGCGUUCUUGUCUUUUCGGAAAUAAUACAAUUAAAUAUGUCUGAAAUGCGCGUUUUGUUCUUCCAUUUUUAAAUUGGGAUAAGAAUGAAACUAAAUAACUAAUCGAUACAAUUUUUUUACUAAAUUGAAGGUGGAAGUCCAAACAACAAGGAAACAAUAUAAGUUAGAUGCUUUGAACACGUUGACAAAAGAAAAGAAUAAGUUAAGACCACCUAUUGACAAAUUCCGCAAUCAGUUGCCAACCAUAGUAUUAAUAUGAUUCUACAAAUAUAAUAUUUGUAUCAGUACAUAGAAAAACAAACAAAUUACUUAUUAAAUACAUUAUUUGUAAACGAUAUGUAAUAUGCAUAAGUAUACGUGUUGCAAGAAGUCGUAAGAAAGUAUUUUCACUGUAAUAUGUAACAUAUUGUAGAUAAGCAGUUGCCAAUAAAUGUUUAUUUUUUAUAUGUAAAUAAAAACAUGUAUUUUGUAUUAAA